This is a messenger RNA of Nothoprocta perdicaria, 4021 nucleotides long. It is a transcript of the gene LARP1, whose product is annotated as La ribonucleoprotein domain family member 1. Lineage: Eukaryota; Metazoa; Chordata; Aves; Tinamiformes; Tinamidae. Gene Ontology annotation, cellular component: cytosol; cytoplasmic stress granule. Gene Ontology annotation, molecular function: RNA cap binding. The record is from RefSeq and is a predicted model, not a curated record. Gene Ontology annotation, biological process: mRNA stabilization; positive regulation of translation. The transcript has 19 exons. The coding region runs from base 70 to 3108 and encodes 1012 amino acids.
CAUGUGAGUGUGGGAUUUACAGGGCUGUUUGUUCGGAGGGCUGUCACUUUUUCUGGUCAGUUUGACCAGAUGUGUCCCCCAGAAGCCCAUGAACAUCUCCUCCUCUCAGAGAAGAGGUCCGAACCCGCUGGCCAAGUCCAGGCAGACUUUGGAAAGGUGCUUGGUGCUCAGUGUGGUGCCUGUUCCACUGCUGACUGUGUAUUUGAUAUAUUUCCAGCUGAUGGCCAUUCUGAACUUACAACCCCUGCUAAAGUGGUGAGGGCUGCCAACCCCAGACAGCGGAAGGGGAGCAAGGUUGGUGACUUCGGUGAUGCCACAAAUUGGCCAACACCUGGAGAAAUAGCCCACAAGAGUGUCCAGCCGCAUAAAGCACCGCCCAUCCGUAAACUGCCUGUGAAGAAAGACAUGAAAGAGCAGGAGAAAGGGGAUGGGAGUGAUGGCAAGGAGAGUCUGAAAACUAAAUCGGAUGAGUCUGGAGAGGAGAAGAACGGUGAYGAUGACAACCAGAAGUCAGCCCAAAAGAAGAAAGGCAACAAACACAAGUGGGUUCCUCUGCAGAUAGACAUGAAGUCAGAGGUGCCCCGGGACAAAACAGCCUCUCGGAACAACCGGCAAAAUGAGCAGCACAGACACCCUUCCAACAACCGCAGCGAGCUGAAAGGCUGGCACCCGGAUAAUAAGCACGAACGCAGCUGGCAAGACCACGACGAAACCUCCAGCGUGAAGAGCGAGGGAGGAGCCGUGCGAGGGGCCUUCCGGGGCCGAGGCCGGGGCCGCGGCAGGGGCCGGGGCCGCGGCAGAGGAGCGCACUUCGACUACCAGUACGGGUACCGGAAGUACGAGGGCUCGGACGGCUCCCGCACCCAGAAGUACGCCAGCAACAUCACUUACUACUUCGACAACAUCAGCAGCACCGAGCUGUACAGCGUGGACCAGGAGCUGCUCAAGGACUACAUCAAGCGGCAAAUAGAGUAUUACUUCAGCGUGGACAACCUGGAGCGAGACUUCUUCCUGCGUCGCAAGAUGGACUCGGAUGGCUUCCUUCCCAUCACCUUGAUUGCCAGCUUCCACCGGGUGCAGGCACUGACUACCGACAUCAGCCUCAUCAUCAAGGCCCUGAAGGACAGCAAAGUAGUGGAAAUUGUGGACCAGAAGAUCAGGAGAAAAGAGCAGCCAGAAAAAUGGGCUCUGCCUGGCCCUCCUAUGGCAGACUACACMCAGACAGACUUCUCCCAGUUCAUCAACUGCCCUGAGUUUGUGCCCAGACAGAGCUUCCAGAAGGAGACAGAAUCUGCUCCUGGCUCCCCACGACCUGCCAGCCCRGUCCCCACCAAGACUGAGGAGGUCAGUAACCUGAAGACGAUGCCCAAGGGGUUGUCCGCCAGCUUGCCCGACUUGGAUUCAGAGACAUGGAUUGAAGUGAAGAAGAGGCCUCGGCCCUCUCCAGCCAAGCCCAAGAAACCAGAGGAGGCCAAGACACCACAGCAGCAGAAGCAAAAGGACCAAGAUGAACCUGAGGAGCUGGACUUCCUCUUUGAUGAGGAGAUGGAGCAGAUGGAUGGCCGCAAGAACACGUUCACCGACUGGUCGGAUGAGGAUUCGGAUUAUGAGAUAGAUGAUCGGGAUGUGAACAAGAUCCUCAUUGUGACCCAGACACCUCCUUACCUGCGCCGGCACCCUGGCGGGGACCGGACUGGCAACCACACAUCCAGGGCUAAAAUGAGCUCGGAGCUGGCCAAGGUCAUCAAUGAUGGGCUCUACUACUAUGAGCAGGACCUGUGGACAGAGCAGUUUGAGCCAGAGUACUCUCAGAUCAAGCAAGAGGUGGAGAACUUCAAGAAGGUGAAUAUGAUAAGCAGGGAGCAGUUCGAUACCUUGACCCCAGAGCCCCCUGUGGAUCCCAACCAAGAAGUUCCUCCCGGCCCUCCCAGAUUCCAGCAAGUACCCACAGACGCCUUGGCUAACAAGCUGUUCGGAGUCCCCGAGCCUUCCACAAUUGCCCGCUCUUUGCCUACGACUGUACCAGAAUCACCCAACUAUCGCAACGCCAGGACCCCCCGGACCCCUCGCACACCUCAGCUCAAAGACCCAACACAGACACCCAGAUUUUAUCCAGUGGUGAAAGAAGGCAGGACGAUAGAUGCCAAGGUGAGACCAGGGCUGGGGUGCAGGGGGGAGGUUGGGGUUACCCAGCUGGGGCCCAGAGGGGGAGAGGAUGGAUCCCUGAUGCUUUGUGUCUUGCAGACUCCGCGGAAGAGGAAGACCAGACACAGUUCAAAUCCGCCGAUGGAGUGCCACGUGGGCUGGGUGAUGGAUUCUCGAGAGCACAGGCCUCGUACUGCCUCUAUCAGUUCCAGCCCCUCAGAAGGGACCCCGGCUGUUGGAAGCUAUGGCUGCACCCCGCAGUCCCUGCCCAAAUUYCAGCAUCCUUCCCACGAGCUGCUCAAGGAGAACGGCUUCACGCAACACGUCUACCACAAGUACCGUCGGCGCUGCCUUAAUGAGCGGAAACGACUGGGCAUCGGGCAGUCCCAGGAGAUGAACACGCUCUUCCGGUUCUGGUCCUUCUUCCUCCGAGAUCACUUCAACAAGAAGAUGUACGAGGAGUUCAAGCAACUGGCUGUGGAGGACGGGAAGGAGGGAUACAGGUACGGUCUGGAGUGCCUUUUCAGAUACUACAGCUAUGGGCUGGAGAAGAAGUUCCGGCCAGACAUAUUUAAAGACUUUCAAGAAGAGACCAUCAAGGAUUAUGAAGCUGGACAGCUUUAUGGGCUGGAAAAGUUCUGGGCCUUCUUAAAAUAUUCCAAAGCCAAAAACCUGGACAUCAACAGCAAAUUGCAAGAAUACCUCAGCAAGUUUAAGCGCCUCGAGGACUUCCGAGUGGACCCACCCAUGGGAGAGGAAGGUGGACACAAGAGAUACCCGACGACGUCAGGAGGAGACGGCAGGAAGCGCUACCCGUCGCAGUCUUCCAGCAAAACGGUCAGCCAGUGCCCAGCCAGCCAAGGGCACCCUCUGCCCAGCCAGCCCGCGCACGAGGAUGCCAAACCCCUGAGCCAAGGAGUCCCUGCGCCRGCAGCCGCGGAGUCGCAGACGGUGGGGAAGUAGAGGAGCUGCAGCUCUGCUUCCCGCUGAGAGACGGGGCGGGUGGUGGGAACCGGCUYGGAGAAGGGACGUGUGAGGAGGAAGGACAGGAAGGGAGUUGGAAAAUGGGUGCCUAUGAACAGGCUGCUGGGGAGAAACUACAACGCACAUGAUAUUUUCUUCUUUUCUCUUGUGGCUGGAAAGCAAAGACGAUCUGCAUCUAAAACACCAUUUUGCUAUUACAACCCCGACCAGAGCCAGACCCAUCCCCCCGGACCCAUCUUUUGCUUGUCCUCCCCACUGCUCCCCUUCUGUGCACACAUUCAUGUCGUAGUGUCUCUUUAAAAAAAUGUUCUGGCUGGGUUGGAAAGGGGAGAUUUUUUUAUUAUUAUUAUAUAUAUAUCAAGUUUUAAAUUAUUGCUAGAAGUUUGUCUGGAUUUACCAAAACAAGUCUGCUCUGCGUGGCGCCGAAGCUCCCCUCUGUGUUCACCCUUUGGAUCGCUGGGCAGCCCGAUCAGGAAGCUCGGAGGAGCGAGGUUCCCCGACGGGGGAUCGAAGCCGCAGCGUCUGCUGACCCUGUGGAGCCUCCGACCUCCAUGGCCUGGCCGGUUUCUCCCAUUCCACGUAUGAUGACGCGUCCUCGUCACUGACUGCUGCAAAAGGAACAUCGUCCCUGUCCCUCCUCCCCAGCGUCUUCAAGCUUCCCUUGGGUCUGGCUCUCCCUCUGCCCGCCUCUCCCUUCCAUCACGGACAAUUUGGAAGUCAACCAAAGGACCUCUGCCGAGGACAGGCUUGUUGUGCCUCCUUCCUGCGCGUGGGGCUGGGGAGAGGCAGGCGGGCGCCUGGACUUGAGCCCCUGCGGACGGGGUGCCUGUCUCCCCGGAUCACCCCGGGCGUCCAAAGACAGGACUUUGGUGAAGGAGAUUUUUCUCUUCCU